Molecule: messenger RNA, 1212 nt
Organism: Galeopterus variegatus (Sunda flying lemur)
Lineage: Eukaryota; Metazoa; Chordata; Mammalia; Dermoptera; Cynocephalidae
Gene: NAGK
Product: N-acetylglucosamine kinase
Exons: 10
Coding region: 74-1108 (344 amino acids)
Molecular function (GO): N-acetylglucosamine kinase activity
Source: RefSeq, a predicted model, not a curated record
AGCAGACUGGAGGGAGGGAAGCGUUAGGUGGGAAGGAACAGACGGCGCGACCAGCUGCGGCGGCGACAGUAACAUGGCCGCGCUCUACGGAGGUGUGGAGGGGGGAGGCACACGGUCCAAGGUCCUUUUACUCUCUGAGGAUGGACAGAUCCUGGCAGAAGCAGAUGGACUGAGCACAAACCACUGGCUGAUCGGGACGGACAAGUGUGUGGAAAGGAUCAAUGAGAUGGUGAACAGGGCCAAACGGAAAGCAGGGGUGGAUCCUCUUGUACCGCUUCGAAGCUUGGGCCUAUCCCUGAGCGGUGGGGAGCAGGAGGAUGCGGUGAGGAUCCUGAUGGAGGAGCUGAGGGACCGAUUUCCCUACCUGAGCGAAAGCUACUUAAUCACCACCGACGCCGCCGGCUCCAUCGCCACAGCUACGCCGGAUGGUGGGAUCGUGCUCAUCUCUGGGACAGGCUCCAACUGUAGGCUCAUCAACCCUGAUGGCUCUGAGAGUGGCUGCGGCGGCUGGGGCCACAUGAUGGGGGACGAGGGCUCAGCGUACUGGAUCGCACAUCAAGCAGUGAAAAUAGUGUUUGACUCCAUUGACAACCUAGAGGCGGCUCCUCAUGAUAUUGGCUACGUCAAACAGGCCAUGUUCAACUAUUUCCAGGUGCCAGAUCGGCUAGGAAUCCUCUCCCACCUGUAUAGGGACUUUGAUAAAUGCAGGUUUGCUGGAUUUUGCCGGAAAAUUGCAGAAGGUGCUCAGCAGGGAGACCCGCUUUCCCGUUACAUCUUCAGGAAGGCUGGGGAGAUGCUGGGCAGACACGUUGUAGCAGUGUUGCCUGAGAUUGACCCGGUAUUGUUCCAGGGGGAGCUUGGCCUUCCCAUCUUGUGUGUGGGCUCUGUGUGGAAGAGCUGGGAGCUGCUGAAGGAAGGUUUCCUUUUGGCACUGACCCAGGGCAGAGAGAUCCAGGCCCAGAACUCUUUCUCCAGCUUCACCCUGAUGAAGCUGAGGCAUUCCUCCGCCCUGGGUGGAGCCAGCCUAGGGGCCAAGCACAUCGGGCACCUCCUCCCCAUGGACUACAAUGUCAAUGCCAUUGCCUUCUACUCCUACACCUUCUCCUAGGGGACGGGCCUUGGCUCCACCCCCUCUAAGCCCAGAGGACAUUGGGUACUGGAAGGGAGGAGUCUUUCUUCCUUUUUUUUCUUUUUCUUUUUUUUAAAAAAAAA